AUGCCGGUCACGCAGUUUGAGACGAAAGAAAAGUACCGCUACCAGUGCGGCUUCAACAGCCACUUUGAGUCGGAAGCUGUUCAAGGAGCGUUGCCCAUCGGCCACAACUCUCCGCAGCAGCCUCCGUUCGGCCUGUACGCAGAGAAGCUGUCCGGCACGGCUUUCACGGCGCCCAGGCACGAAAACAAGCAGAGCUGGCUGUACCGCAUCCUGCCGUCAUGCGCACACCCUCCGUACCAACCGUCGCCCGAGGACGCGGCCCGGGAGCUGGUGAGGAGCCGCGACUCCAAGAUGCACUACAUCCCCAACCAGCUCCGGUGGGACCCCUUCAGCCACGACGAGUCCAAGGACCACGACUUUGUGUCGGGCCUCAAGCUGGUCGCGGGCGCCGGCGACGCCACGCAGAAGCAGGGCCUCGGCAUGUACGUGUACGCGGCCGGCAGGGACAUGGAUGAAAACGCGGCCUUCUACUCGGCCGACGGCGACCUGCUCAUCGUCCCGCAGGAGGGCGACCUCGACAUCCGCACCGAGCUCGGCUGGCUGCUCGUGCGGCAGAUGGAGGUGGCCGUGAUCCCGCGAGGCGUCAAGUACCGCGUCGGGCUGGCGUCGGGCCCGGCGCGCGGCUACGCCCUGGAGCUGUACCAGGGCCACUUCCAGCUGCCGGAGCUGGGGCCCCUGGGGUCCAACGGCCUGGCCAACGCGCGCGACUUCCUGGCCCCCGUGGCGCACUUCACGCAGGACUUUGGGCCGACGGCGCACGAGGGCUCCGGCCGCCACGUCGUGACGGUCAAGUUCAACAACGCCCUGUUCCGGACGACGCAGGCCCACACGCCCUUUGACGUGGUGGCCUGGCAGGGCAACUACUACCCGUACAAGUACGACCUGGGCCGCUUCAACGCCAUGGGCACCGUGUCGUACGACCACCCGGACCCGUCCAUCUUCACGGUGCUGUCGGCGCCGUCGGCCGCGCCGGGCACCGCCGUCGCCGACUUUGUCAUCUUCCCGCCGCGCUGGCUCGUCGGCGAGGACACCUUCCGCCCGCCGUGGUACCACCGCAACACCAUGAGCGAGUUCAUGGGCCUGAUCCGCGGCGCGUACGACGCCAAGCGCGCCGGCGCCGGCGGCUUCGUCCCCGGCGGCGCCUCCCUGCACAACGUCAUGAGCGGCCACGGGCCCGACGCCGAGAGCCACGAGGCCGCCCGCGCCGCCGAGCUGCAUCCCGUCAAGGUCGGCGCCGGCAGCUGCGCCUUCAUGUUUGAGAGCUGCCUCAUGGUCGGCGUCACCGAGUGGGGGCUGCGCACCUGCAAGAAGGUCCAGGAGGCCUACAGCGAGGAGAGCUGGGGCGGCGUCGUCGCCCAUUUCAACCUGCCCGAGGGCUGCGCCGUCCGGAGCCACCUAGCCGAGUAG
Molecule: messenger RNA, 1407 nt
Organism: Ustilaginoidea virens
Lineage: Eukaryota; Fungi; Ascomycota; Sordariomycetes; Hypocreales; Clavicipitaceae
Exons: 2
Coding region: 1-1407 (468 amino acids)
Biological process (GO): L-phenylalanine catabolic process
Cellular component (GO): cytoplasm
Molecular function (GO): homogentisate 1,2-dioxygenase activity
Source: RefSeq, a predicted model, not a curated record